Amoebophrya sp. A25 is the source of this 1955-nucleotide messenger RNA. The record is from the annotation of a GenBank genome assembly. Lineage: Eukaryota; Dinophyceae; Syndiniales; Amoebophryaceae.
AGUAGCUAUGCGGGCGAAGUGCGUUGGCGCACGGAGAUGACCUCUUUCGUAGCACUUUGAGUCAAUUAAAUCUUUAAUUCUCCUUUUUAUUCAUCUGUGGUGCCAAGACUGUAGAAAUGUCGAGCCAGGUUUUGGCGGACUCGAUCGACCCUGAAAAGCUUUCUCAGCUUGCACCUGUGGAGUUCACAGCACCGAUGUUGUGUUAUGUCGUGAAGAAAACAGGACCCGCUAGUAGUACUGAAGAAGCAUCGUUUUCGGCCGCUCAACAAGCAUCAGUUGGUGGGCUCGCUGCUUUGUUUGUUUGCUACGCAACGAGCCCUUCGACUUCGAGGUCCGCGACUAGCGGCAGUGCCAUCACAUCAGCGGCUUCGCACAAGGACAAGAAGGCAUCAGACCACGACAUGUCAUCGGUGGAGCGAAGACUGAUGGACGAAGGAACCCGCAUGGCUGGCCGUUGCGGAAGAUUCAGGAAGUCUGACGAAGCUAGCGAAUGUAACAAUUCAUGGAUCCAUGGCGGAAUGGGAUUUCCGUUUUCAACAUCAGCUUAUGCCCUUGGCGGUGACGCUCCUAUGGAGCAACCACAUUAUCGACCUUUCCUAGGAGGGAUGAAAACCGGACGAGCCUUCUUGUAACUUUUUAAGUUUCUUCUAGUAACGUUGUGAUUGGCCUUGGCGACUGUGUUGCAGAUGAAGAUGGAAAAACGAACCACCAUCCAGGCAUAUGGUAGUAGAAUCGGGGUGCCGCAGCUGUCUCUGUCUUGAUGCUUUAUUCGAGGACUAAGUAAGAGUAACUACAAGUCAUCAUUCCACGACCCAUACUAGAGAAGUAGUCGGUGAGGGGGCGCAGAACAGCAACUACAGUUCUGAAGACCAUUGCAGCCCCUGCACCACUUCCUAGAAGAUCUGGAUUCAGAAGAAGACAGGAGAUUCCGAGCAGCAUCAUAGACGAUGAAGGUGCGACGAGAUCCUCAUCAACCACGACCACUAGCAGUGUAGAACGCGGCUUUCUUCACAGUGCCUUUCAUCUUCAGCGCAAGGCAUUGCGGACAGCGGCAGCGAUUUGCAAAGUAGCAGCAAAAGUCGCUCCGAAGACAUCAAGCAGGGGGAUGCAGGAGGAGCAAGCGCGACUGAAACUAACACAUCUCCAACAAGUCGCGCUUUGGCUGCUAUCGCAUCUUUUGCGCCGCCUCGGUCUCUGUCUCCUCCGCAGCGGUCUCUGCAGAAACUGGUCUUAGAGCGAACGGGAUUUUCAAUGUUUGAGGGGGUACAUCAGCGGAGUCCUUUUUUUUUUGUAGUCCGAGAACGCCGAAAGGGUGAUCCCAGUGUUGUCCGGUGUGCCGUCCUCGGAGAUAAGCUAAGCAGCGAGGAACGGGAGCACCUCGAUCCAUGAAUUCUUCAGGUGGUGCACCACUCACCUAUACUGGCACACCUACGGCUGCACCUGUUAGUGAAAGUGGAAAGGCGGCAGCAGAUUUGUUGGAUUUAGAUGAUCUAGAUCUUGGUGUUGGAGGAUCUACAUCUUCGAGUACAGCUCCUAAAGUUUUAUCCGCAGCCGCUAGUGGUGGAAAAGGCGCAGAACCAGUAGCGGCAAAUAAAGAUGUCAUCUGGCUACUUAGAUGAUUUUACUGAUUUCUGAGUCUGAGAACUCUGAAAAAAGAACAGACGUGGUCGUUGUCAUAUGCAUGAUACGGCAUUUUGGUUCUCUCUAUUGCUGAUCAUGAAAUCUUCCAAUACAUCAAGAACUCCACAUUGUACUGGUUCUCUGUAAUCAUGUUAUAUAUAAUGUUGUAGACCCCGAACGGCUGCCCACGAUGAUCAUCAUGAUCCCUUUUUUUUUGACCACUUCUUGAUCCUCGAGCUGUAAAGCCACGCAGACUCUCUACCUUGUAGACUUACGCUUCGAAAUUGUAUGCCCUUGUUGUAGUUUUCCCGAAAAUCAAGGCUAGAAGAAUUAAU